This is a messenger RNA of Phoenix dactylifera (date palm), 2897 nucleotides long. RefSeq names its product cysteine-rich receptor-like protein kinase 2. Gene Ontology annotation, molecular function: protein kinase activity; ATP binding. Gene Ontology annotation, biological process: protein phosphorylation. NCBI's taxonomy places the organism in Eukaryota, Viridiplantae, Streptophyta, Magnoliopsida, Arecales, Arecaceae. The record is from RefSeq and is a predicted model, not a curated record.
AUAAUUCUUGACAAUUCCAGUAGGUGUCAUGUUCCAGGGGAGAUCUCUCUCUUCCAACGACAAAACUACUAGAAAUUACCAACUAAUACCCACCCACCCACCCCAACUUCACAGGCAAGCAAGAGUGCAUCAAGGGACCUGGAAGAAUCUCCUCUUUUAAUGGCAGCUGAAAAGUCAAGUACUUCUAGAUAACACCAAUGGCAAGCCCUCUACCCACCAACUCCCAUCAUCUCCAACUCCAAGACAUUCAUUUAACCCCAUGAAAAGAAAACUUUAAAGCAUACUAGAAAAGAUCUCUCCAUCCAAACAUGGCUGCAGGAACAAACUAAGCUUCCUUCCUCCAACUCCUCAGAUGAUGGUAUUCACCUUGUUUUCAUGGAUCCAACACCACCACCACCUCCUCCUCCUCCUCCUAAUCUCUGGUGCUUUCUUCGCCAAAGCUGAUGACUCCCUUCCCAUAAUUCGCACCAUCUGCGGCCGAAACCAGUCGAAAAAUCCCGAAGCCUUCGAUGUCAACUUUGUGAACACCAUGGAGAUGGUAUUCCAGAAUGUUACCAGAGCUGGUUUUGGCACCGCAGUCUCGGGCACCUCCAACAUCGUGCAUGGCCUUGGCCAGUGCUUCAAUUACCUUUCCCCCACUGCUUGUCAGCUCUGCUACGCAGAGAGUAGAGUCAAACUCCCUCACUGUCUCCCUGCCACCACUGCCCGUAUCUAUCUUGAUGGUUGCUUCCUGAGGUAUGCAGACUACAACGUAUCUAGCGACGCGGUCGACGAGUUCGACGCAUUUGUUUGUGGGAAUUCAUCGGCAUCGAAUUCCACAGAAUUUGAGGACACAGCAAUCAGGUUGGUGAGGAGUUUGGCAUCAGAAGCAUAUAGCAGUAAGGAGUACUACAAGGCAGGGAGCUCAGCUGGGUCAUCAGGUGUGACGGUCUAUGGGAUGGCACAGUGUUGGAGGUCUCUGAAUGUGAGUGGAUGCAGGGAUUGUUUGAAGAGUGCAAAAGAUAGUGUGGCUCGGUGCUUACCGGCUGCAGAUGGGAAGGCCCUGAAUGCAGGGUGUUACUUGAGGUACUCGACGGAGCCGUUCUACUUGGCGAAGACAGUGGAAAGUGGUGGCUCUUCUUCUGCCCGGCGUCGACUGAUCGUUGCCCUCGGAUCAAUCAUUGCUGCAUUAGCAGUCAUAGGAAUAGCUAUCCUCUGGAUGAAAUUAAGGCCCACUGAUUCAAAUGAUGAUAUAGAUGGUUCACAAGAAAUUAUAAGAUCAAUUUCAUCAUCCAAUCUUAGUUUCAAAUAUGAAGAUUUGAGAAAAGCAACCGACAACUUCAGUCAGAUGAAUAAGCUCGGCCAAGGGGGGUUUGGCUCAGUUUACAAGGGAGUUCUACCAGAUGGCACGGAAAUUGCUGUUAAAAGGCUGUUCUCCGAUGCAAGACAAUGGAUCGAUCAGUUCGUCAAUGAAGUUAGUCUUAUUAACCGAGUUCAGCACAAAAACCUCGCGAAGCUUCUGGGUUGCAGUGUUGAAGGACCCGAAAGCCUUCUGGUUUAUGAGUAUUUAUGCAAUACUAGUUUGGAUCACUUCUUAUUUGACUCAUUCAACAAGAACGCAUUGGAUUGGGAAAGAAGAUUCGAUAUUAUCAUUGGAACGGCGGAGGGGCUGGCGUAUCUCCAUACUUCUUGCGAAGUCAGGAUUAUACACAGAGAUAUAAAAGCCAGCAACAUAUUGUUGGAUGAAAGCUUUAAGCCCAAAAUAUCAGAUUUUGGACUGGCGAGGUGUUUUGCAGGGGAUCAGAGUCAUCUCAGCACUGGCCUAGCUGGAACUUUUGGCUAUAUGGCUCCGGAAUAUAUCGUCCAUGGGCAGCUGACAGAGAAGGCCGACAUUUACAGCUAUGGUAUACUAGUUCUUGAAAUUGUUACAGGCCGAAAGAACCACAGUUCCAUAGCAGAAUCAGCAGAAGGCCAUUCCCUCGUGUCCUUGAUAUGGCAAAAUUUCAAUUCAGAGAGAUUAACUGAGCUGCUGGAUCCUAAUCUUCAAGACCAGUGCUCCGAGGAGCAAGCUAUAAAGGUGUUUCAUGUGGGUCUUCUAUGCACACAAGCUUCUCCUAGUCUCAGGCCACCAAUGUGGAAGGUGGUGGAGAUGUUGAGAAGUAACUCAAAGGACCUUCCUCUUCCCACACGACCUCCUUUCAUUGGCAUCAAGGGUGCAAGUUUUAAAAACGAGGGGUCCGAAACUUCCUCUCUCUUAACAUCCUCAUUGAGGUCCCCCAAUUCAGUGAAUCAGAUGUCAGUGAGUGCUGUGCAAGGGAGAUAACAUACAUCCAGUUAUCUUUGAAGAAGAAAGUCACAGCAGUUUUGCUUAUAAUUUGGAUAGAAAAUAAAUCAUCAUGCAGUUUCACUGAAGCAAUGCGAUUCAAAAUUUGGCCAAGUUAGAGAUUCUUUCAUAUGUUUACGGGUUUUGUUAUAAAUAAGCCAUACGGGUUGUUAUAUUGCAUACAACACAUAUCUUGUCAAUAUACAAAAAAAUUGGAUUACACGUUACACCCCACCUGUUCUCAAAAACUACAGAUGGCCUACAUUUCUGCUCAAAUUCUUGUGACAACUUCCAAUAUUCCAAGAAGACUUAUGGUUGGUACUGCUUCUGCUAACACCAGAUGAGUUUAGGCUAAUUAGCAGGUACUGAAAGGUAAUCAGAUUCAUGGUUGGUACUGCUUCUGCUAAUGCCAGAUGAGUUUAGGGUAAUUAGCAGGAACUGAAACGAAGAAGGAACAAUAGCAACAGAAUUUCCACCCAACUGCAGCAUAGCACUGGCAUGAAAGCAGUGGCUAUACUGAUCGGGCUCUCAUGAUUAACCUAUGCUGAAAUUGUACUAGUGCCGACAUCUGUGCUGAAAAUUUUCGAUUCUUCUG